AAAACACCUUUGAUGCUAUCUUACCACCGUGGCGUGAUUAAUCUAUUGCUAGACAGCGGGGCGGAUGUCAACAAAAGGGUAGAUAACUCGACACAUCUGCUGAACCUGCUGUCGAGAUCUUACAUCAACCAACUUCGAUCGAAACUGGGUCUGAGUCCCUUCAGUACUGACUAUGCUAGAGAUCGCGCAGUUCUUUUUGAUCACCUGGGCCAAACCAUGUUAUUGCUUCUGCAGCAUGGUGCAAAUGUUGACGACGCUGAUAGCAGAGGAAGGACUGCUCUCAUCAUGGCCUCGGAAAUGAACAGCACGGGAGAUAUGCUUAAACUGCUUCUGUCUUUCGAGUCAAAUAUCAACCGACAGGACGUGAGUGGGAAGACAGCGCUACAUCACGCCAUAGAACGAGGCAUGUCAGAAAACUUGAGAAUCUUAAUCGACAGUGGAGCCGACGUCAACCUCAUCACGAAAGAUGGGCUCUCGCCGAUCCACCAGUGUAUGAAAUAUUCCAUGCACGGACAAGGUUUGACCAUGUUGCUGGACAACGGUGCGGAUGUUAACAUGGAGGAUGAAGCUGGGAACAACGUUCUGAUGGCCGCAUUGCAUAUCGGCUGUAGUACUGGUCUCAUCGAAAGGUUGAUCACUGCUAGGGCGGACGUGAAUCACCGAAACAAGGAGGGCCUCACGCCACUUAUGCUGGUUUCACAGCGUUCCCCUAAUCUUGAGAUUUAUAAAAUUUUGCUUGAAGCCCACGCUGACAUUAAAAGAGUGGCUGGGACAGAACGAAACCGCAAAACGGCCCUAUCUAUUCUGUUAAACACACACGGGUUGGACGAAAUCAGGAACGCAGAAUUUCUAUUGGACCAUGGGGCCACUUCCGUUUUCAUCAAUCCGGAAAUACUUCAUAGGGCAAUUAUUUUAGGUGAGGAAAAUCUUGUUGGGAAAUUGAUUCUUAAAGGUCUUCCUUCGGCUAAUAUCAGAUUUAGACGCAGACUGACGGCCUGGCGGUCUAGAUACCUCUCCCCACUCUCCGUGGCUCUACUCAUGGAGAAAACACAUUUGGUUCACUAUUUUCUAGACAUUGCUUUCUUAACAGAAUCGGACAUUCCCACACUUUCCAGAAACGCGUCAGUCCUAGACACUAUUUUCUCAUUCAAUGAAAGGUGUUUUCCGUUAGUUCAAGAAAUAUCAUCAAGGCCCUUGGCCUUAUCAACGCUUUCCUUCAUAAAAAUCUCCGCUGCUCUUGGAACAGACGAUAGAGAGGAAAAGGUCAGUGCCACACAACUGCCCAUGAUUCUCCAAGAAAGACUUCUGUUCAGAACGAAACCCCUUCCAGUA
Messenger RNA from Lymnaea stagnalis (great pond snail), 1332 nucleotides. Lineage: Eukaryota; Metazoa; Mollusca; Gastropoda; Lymnaeidae. The record is from the annotation of a GenBank genome assembly.